ACAUUUAAGGAUAAUGGAAAGGGUUUGCGAUCGAGAUUCGGAGAUGGCUUUAUGACAUUUCUUUUUUUUGCCGCGUCCUGAUUGGACAAGUUGUGUACCGAGUUUUAUGGACCGUUCAAUGAUGAUGAUGAUGAUGAUGAUGUUUCCUUUUCCUCUUCUGCCGUGCUUCACAAGCCUGUGUUACUGUAGAACGACUGGGCAACCACUGCUCACUUUGCAGAGUCAGAGUCGUAUUAAUAUGCAUCCCAUGUAUUUCCUUCUGCGCAGUCAUGGCCAUGGUCAUGGUAUUCUUCGCGGAUGUCGAAAAUCCUCACCCGAGCGUCUGCAGCUAUAUAAAGUAAUAGUUGUGGUCUGUUCGUAUGAAUUGGUAGUUCAGACGCAGGAGCACCAAGGAUGCCGUAGGAGCUACUUAAGCUUCUUUGCAGCUGUGCAUAUGUCCUCAGGACGGUAACCGUUGACACGAGCACUGGUCGAGACGCCAUGAUAAUGGCUGCGAAUAUUGUUUGUUACAAUACACGCUGCAUCUCACCUCGAAGCUGAAGAGACGCGAUGCCACCGCUCA
Molecule: messenger RNA, 562 nt
Organism: Saitoella complicata NRRL Y-17804
Lineage: Eukaryota; Fungi; Ascomycota; Saitoellomycetes; Saitoellales; Saitoellaceae
Exons: 1
Coding region: 107-451 (114 amino acids)
Source: RefSeq, a predicted model, not a curated record